Messenger RNA from Zootermopsis nevadensis, 767 nucleotides. The record is from RefSeq and is a predicted model, not a curated record. Lineage: Eukaryota; Metazoa; Arthropoda; Insecta; Blattodea; Termopsidae.
AAGAAGGUCGAACACUGGGAGAACUUCUGGUAACGACUCGUCCUUUCAGUUCAGCAAUGGUGGAUGACUUGCCACGUAUAGGACAAGGUCGACCAACAGAACAACAACUGCUAAUGGAUCAACAUUGCAUCGCGCUGUUGCUUAUGAAGGAUGAGUACCGCGUGUUGAGAGCCGUCACCUGGAGACACAUUUACAGCCCUCACUCCGGCUCUGGACAUCCGGCGUGCUUCUACGCCGGCAGUGUGCUAGACAAGUUCCUCAGGUUCCUGCGAUUGGCCCGCCAUUCGCCAACCCUCUUGGGGUUCUUCAUGCUUAAUCCAACUACGGGACACGAAGUCAUCAAAAUGUUUGUUCUCUGCUGGAAAUUCAUUUACCACUUAUACGCAAUUAUUCCAUCUCUGGGGCAAAUCUUAUUUACCUUUGCUAUCUCUUGACAUGGACUCCUUUCAGGAUGACCCCACAUGAAGAGGCGGUGACAGUCAAUGGAACGGAAUGCCACAUCUGGGCUCAUUAUAGGUAAGGAAUUGCACAUUAACUUGGGGACCCGCGAUAGGGGAAUCCUUUUAUCAAUAAAUAUCACGUCACCUCGCCAUCUUCAGCUUCUACUGCGAAUUAACAGCACUCUGGGUCACCAGACAAGCAUGGGGAUGGGGGGGCGGGGGACGAACUUGGCGCAGGAUCGUGGCCGGUUUCGGACUUUUGUGUCUUCGGCGUUGGACUUGCGGGUUCUCCUACCAGGGAGUUGGGUUAGUUUGUCGGUCUCCAGA